This is a messenger RNA of Salvelinus fontinalis (brook trout), 712 nucleotides long. RefSeq names its product parvalbumin beta 1. Gene Ontology annotation, molecular function: calcium ion binding. The record is from RefSeq and is a predicted model, not a curated record. The transcript has 5 exons. The coding region runs from base 114 to 443 and encodes 109 amino acids. Lineage: Eukaryota; Metazoa; Chordata; Actinopteri; Salmoniformes; Salmonidae. Gene Ontology annotation, cellular component: cytoplasm; nucleus.
AUUUCGGUUGAGUGAAAGUAUAUAAGGUCAGCAGUAUCGAUGGGAACAUCACUCGCUGCAGUCGCCUGAAGUCUUCUCUUUCAACCGUUCGCCAAAGACGUCCAGAGCUCAAAAUGGCCUGUGCCCAUCUGUGCAAGGAGGCUGACAUCAAAACCGCAUUGGAAGCGUGCAAAGCCGCCGACUCCUUCAACUUCAAGACCUUCUUCCAUACGAUUGGCUUUGCCUCGAAGUCCGCCGACGACGUCAAGAAGGCUUUCAAGGUCAUUGACCAGGAUGCAAGUGGCUUUAUUGAGGUGGAGGAGCUGAAGCUGUUCCUUCAGAACUUUUGCCCCAAGGCCAGGGUACUUACCGAUGCAGAGACAAAGGCUUUCCUCAAGGCUGGUGAUGCCGAUGGUGAUGGCAUGAUUGGAAUUGAUGAGUUCGCUGUAUUGGUUAAGCAGUAAAGAGCAACUGACCAAGAACUCACCUGAAGGAACAAUAUUGCCCAAGACCUCCCCAUUUCAUCUGAAUAUAAAUACUUUUUAUACAUUUGCUUGCAAGAAGUUUCCUCCUGUGCGGCACACUGUCCAAAAUGAUGAUUGUGAAUGUAGCGCAGAUGUGUUCAUGUCUUAUAUGAAUUUUGCUUACUGUAAAAUCUAUGAUGCACUUUUCAGGAAAGGACGAUAGAUAAAAAAUAAUCAAUAUUCUUUUGGAAUAAAAGGUCUUUGUAUUA